This is a messenger RNA of Hyposmocoma kahamanoa, 2518 nucleotides long. Its product is annotated as zinc finger and BTB domain-containing protein 14-like. The record is from RefSeq and is a predicted model, not a curated record. Lineage: Eukaryota; Metazoa; Arthropoda; Insecta; Lepidoptera; Cosmopterigidae. Bases 126 to 1802 code for a protein of 558 amino acids. Gene Ontology annotation, biological process: regulation of transcription by RNA polymerase II. The transcript has 14 exons. Gene Ontology annotation, cellular component: nucleus. Gene Ontology annotation, molecular function: RNA polymerase II cis-regulatory region sequence-specific DNA binding; DNA-binding transcription factor activity.
UGGUAGUGGUAUGUGCCCUACCAUGGUCCCAUUGUGAUCCCGUGGCGGGCGCGGUGGUGUGGUGGUGGGACUGGUGGUGUUUUGGAGCGCGGACUCCCCGACGCGGCGCCGCAGCCCCUGUCGCGAUGUGCGACAUGCAGAAAAUGCCCACAAGAGAAGAUGCCUCUUGUGACGAAGACUCCGACAUGAAUUUUACCGCUUUUCAAGCUGUUGGGGCAACUGGAACCCACUUCGUGACGACCACUGGUCAGGUGCCGGUGGCAAAGAUCCAGCAAAAUGUAGCCGCCAAUGGUGCUACUAUUCAACAGCACGAGAUGUUUCAGGUGGUGGGUAUGGUGGGCGAAGGUAUGCAGUACAUGCAACAACCGCAAGUCAUCUCCGUGCCCAUUGCCCUGCCUGGUGCUAAACCUGGUGACCCGCAACCAACGGUGCAGAUCCAGGUGCUCAACCCAAACCUUCUGCAGCAGCAACAGCAGCCCAAAUAUCAGAUGCAGAUACCCAUCCAAGGUUUCCAGCAAGGUGGGGCUGUGCUCACAGUAGCUUACUCUCCAGAAGCAAAUGAUGGCAGCGGUAUUCAGUUGUUAGGAAAUACGUUACCCGAAGGUACUUUCAGGAUGCGAACAGGUCUUCAAGUGCUGGCUGCGAUGCCUCAAGAGAUGCAGCUGUUGCAGCCAUCGCAGGCACAAACGCAAGACAAGGAUCAGCCCCAGCAAAUACAACAUCAAGUCUUCAUAACGCCUAACCAGCAAAUCGUGAUCAACAGUUUGGACGAUAACAAACUGAACAACAAUACGUCCAGCAACAACAACAAUGUAGGCGUCGCUAACAUUGUCAUUAAAGAAGAGUGUGACGACAAUCUGAACGAUGACGAAAGCUCUCAAGGCACGGAGACAAGCGACAGCAUGUCAUGGCAAACCACGAGCAGCAGCCAUGCUGAUCUCGUCAAGUACCUCAACACGUUACCACCGCAACAAGCGCAAGCAUUACCAGCGUCGUUGCAGCAGUUCUUGCGGCUCAACCCUGAAGGCAAGAAGGUGGAUCAGAUCGAGAUCGAGGUCGCCUCUAUUGACAUGGAUGAUGACAGGAAGGAACCCAUAGCAGAAGCUGUCAUAGAAGAAGACGGCUCUGUUAAAAUUCAGAGCAAAAAGAAGAAAAAAUAUAAGAAAAAGCCACCAAAGCCGGCGCGACCGAAGCCAGGACAAGUUGUCAUAGCACAGGCUUCCGAUGGAACACCAAUCUUCUGUUGCCCUGAAUGUCAAAUGGCAUACCCUGAGAAGGAACAGCUAGAGAUGCAUCUGAUUGUACAUAAAAUUGAACGGAGGUUUAUUUGUGGCAUUUGUGGGGCUGGUCUGAAGCGCAAAGAGCACCUCGAGCGGCAUAAGCUGGGUCACAACCCCGAUCGGCCGUAUGUCUGCGGAGUGUGCCGCAAGGGCUUCAAGCGAAGAGAACAUCUCACCCUUCACACUGUCAUACAUUCGGGCGUUAAAACCGAGCUCUGUGGCGAAUGCGGCAAAGGAUUCUACCGCAAGGAUCAUCUGCGCAAGCACACGCGGUCGCAUGAGACGAAGCGUGCUCGAGACGAGGCACAGGGCGUGACCGCCACCGAUAUCGACAUUAAGCCCGCCAUGAGCGCUAAUAAUACUAUUAUGCCAGAAAUCACGAUACAUAUGCCUACAAGCGCAAACAUGCAAGUGCCCGUCCAAAUAAAUAUUCCUCAACAUAUGGUAUCGUCUCUCCAAGCCGCACAGGCCUCUUCCGAUGCGCAAACGCAACUAGACGCACUCCUGGCGCAGCAUUCGUGACAGUACGGUUAGCCCGACCAGGGCAAGUGUGUUCUCUAUAACGAUAGCAUGGUGUAUACUGGUCAGGUACUUUAACCACUGGCAUAGUUAUACAGGCCAACAAACGUUAGACAAAGAUAAUUCAGUAUUUUAGUUCAAUUUGAAACGAAGUUACAGUACACUUCUCUAUCUACUUAAUCUGGACGACAGGGUAUGACGAUUAUGGAUUUACAAUAUAAAGAAAGAUGGAACACACUUGCCUAACAUAUUUAAAUUGUUGUAAAAAUUCUGUAGAUAUAAUAUUGAUUAGGUUUUUUACAAUUAUCCAUUAAAAGUGCGUGCGAACAAUUUUAUACAUCAUAUAGUUUAACGAAGAAUGCAUAGCAAACAAUGGUGUUCUUAUAUCCAACAGAGUUUGAAAUUUACACACACAGGUAUAAAAAGUAUUUGCCAAUGUCAAUUUUUAUAAGUUUGUAAAUAUUUAUUAAAUAUAUCUUAUGUUCCAUUCCCAAUUUUUCAAUGUUUUUUUGGUAAUAUCUUGUUAGAAAUUAUAAGCUAAACCAGUAAAGUUUAUUUCUAUUUAAUUAUAACUAAGGUUCUACAACUGGAGAAUUUGUUCAUAAGUAUAUAAUGAUAAGUAAUGAGAACAUAUCAUCGUUUGUACAUUUUUGUUAUUUAACUAUAUUUUUGAAAACAUUGAUUCAUCUAACACUAUUUAAAAUUAACUGAUUGAUGGG